This is a messenger RNA of Pseudocercospora fijiensis CIRAD86, 957 nucleotides long. RefSeq lists its product as uncharacterized. The transcript has 13 exons. The coding region runs from base 1 to 957 and encodes 318 amino acids. The record is from RefSeq and is a predicted model, not a curated record. Lineage: Eukaryota; Fungi; Ascomycota; Dothideomycetes; Mycosphaerellales; Mycosphaerellaceae.
AUGGGAGGGAUUCCGAAUGUGCGGUGGUUACCCAGCAAAUGGCGGCGUGAUUGGCCGGGAGUUGCAUAUGCAAGGUACGGAGUACGGCCGAUUCGGCUCAAGGUUGGGCGGACGGCGGACGGCGGACGGCGGACGCUCGCCACGUUGACCUGCAGUGCAGCCAAAGAUGAAGAGUGCCCCGCUGCCGCCAAUAAUCUCAAUCCACACUUGAUGGUAAGAAGCGGAGGUCUUGCUGAGCGGAAAUUAAUUAAAAGUGGGUUCAGCCCGCGCAUCCGCCUGCCGCCUGCCGCCUGCGUGAGUCUGACCCGAAACCUUGAUCGACGCUGCCCGCUGUCCUGCUCUUUGCCUGAGCAUCUUCCUCUGCAUGCAGUCGAUACCAGUGCUUCACAGCCAUCGCAUCGCAUCGCAUCGCAUAUUCGUCCCGGCAAAAUCCGAUCUGAAGAGCGAGAUAUCAGGCUGGGAUGCGUUCAGGCAGAUGAUACUGGCGGCACCCUCCUCAGUGGUCAGCGGAACCAAACUGUCAGAGAAAUACAGCAGGUGCAUCUUCUGCCACCGGAAGGUCGAAAAGCUGGCCGCAGAAAGGAAGAAGUCCUUGGCCUCAACAGCAUGCCAUGCUUUGGCGCCGACUCAAGUUCACAGACAGUAACCCCCGUCCCACCCAACAAAUCUUCGCCAUCCGACCAAUUUUUGUUCGCCGCCAUCGCGAUCCGUGAUUCUGGCCGACGGUGCUGUGUCGCGCCGUGGAAGCCUGAAGGCCUCGAGUUCGUUAUGCUGAGGGCAAUCGCCCCCGAGAGCUGCUUACAGACCGGAACGGUUUCACGCUCUGACAAGUCCAGCGUCUUCUGCGAACUGCAGAGCCUGUGCUACCAGUUUCGAAAUCUGCAAGAUGUAGACUCACCUGCUCACGUUAUGAACAUACACGAGACACAGAUUGGUCAGCAAAACGCGAGAGAGUAG